UGUGAAAGUUUUAAGCGGAAGUUAGUUAGUAGUGGACUCAGCAGUUAGCUAAUUCUACGAGGUUUGGUUUAGUGCAUUCAGAACCAGAGAACCAUGGCCUACCAGUUGUACCGGAACACCACGCUGGGAAACAGCCUCCAGGAGAGUCUGGACGAACUUAUCCAGACCCAGCAGAUCACCCCUCAGCUGGCUCUGCAGGUCCUGCUUCAGUUCGAUAAAGCCAUCAACGCGGCGCUGGCCAGCCGGGUCCGGAACAGAGUCAACUUCAGGGGCUCUCUGAACACCUACAGGUUCUGUGACAACGUGUGGACAUUUGUUCUGAACGAUGUGGAGUUCAGGGAGGUGACAGAGCUGGUGAAGGUUGACAAAGUGAAGAUUGUCGCCUGUGAUGGAAAGAACUCGGGCUCCAAUGCUGCAGAGUGAACUUCUUCCAUCAGCUGGACUGUACAUAUAACUUAUACAGCACAGUUACGUGUGUGUGUGUGUGUGUGUUUUAUUCAUAUCUGCAGGUGUGUGUUCAAUUUGUUUAAUCUUCUUUAAUAAUAAAAGUUGAUGUAAAGCUGCAAA
Girardinichthys multiradiatus is the source of this 567-nucleotide messenger RNA. RefSeq names its product general transcription factor IIA, 2 (gene gtf2a2). Gene Ontology annotation, biological process: RNA polymerase II preinitiation complex assembly; transcription initiation at RNA polymerase II promoter. NCBI's taxonomy places the organism in Eukaryota, Metazoa, Chordata, Actinopteri, Cyprinodontiformes, Goodeidae. The coding region runs from base 94 to 423 and encodes 109 amino acids. The transcript has 4 exons. Gene Ontology annotation, cellular component: transcription factor TFIIA complex. The record is from RefSeq and is a predicted model, not a curated record. Gene Ontology annotation, molecular function: TBP-class protein binding; RNA polymerase II general transcription initiation factor activity.